Messenger RNA from Peniophora sp. CBMAI 1063, 843 nucleotides. The record is from the annotation of a GenBank genome assembly. Lineage: Eukaryota; Fungi; Basidiomycota; Agaricomycetes; Russulales; Peniophoraceae.
AUGGCCUCUAAACACACCGAGAAGAAGAAUGUGCUGAUCACCGGCUGUACUACAGGCUCCAUUGGCCAUGCUCUGGCGCUUGAGUUUUGCUCCAAAGGCUUUCGUGUUAUCGCUACCUCUCGCAACAUCGCCACUAUGCCAGACCUCGCAAAGAACGGGCUUAUUGAUACCGUCCAGCUCGAUGUGUGCAACCAUGAUAGUAUCAUCAAGGCCAAGGCGGAGAUCGAGAACCUGACCGGUGGGAGACUCGAAUUCCUGGUCAACAACGCUGGCGGCACAGCCAACCUCACACCCGCAGCUGAAAUCGAUAUCGAACGUGCCAAACAAGAUUUCGAGCUGAACUUCUGGGGCGCUGUGCGAAUGGUCGAAGCAUUCACUCCCUUGCUCAUGCGAAGCUCUGCCGGCCAUAUCGUCAACAUCAGCACGACGGCGAGUGCAAUUCCCGUCCCGUACGUCAGCAUGUAUGGCGCGGCCAAGUCUGCGUUGAACUACUAUGGCGACGUGUUGAGGAUCGAGCUUAUGCCAUUCAAUAUAUCAGUGACGACGGUCAUAACGGGAGCUACCGCCAACUCGAAGAACCGGGACAGUAGCACCUCGGAGGAAGGCGCACUCAACCUCAGACCUGGGUCGCUGUACACAUCAGGAGCGCAAGCACAAAAGGACGCCUACCAGAAUGGGGUGGGUCAAGGCCACAAGCAGAUACUUGUACAUCGGCGCUCGGUCGACUCUGGCAUGGGUCGUACAGGCAUUUGUCCCGCGGUGGCUCGUCGCUCGCUCAUGUACGACAUGUGGGGGCUAAAGGAGGUCGCCGAAGGGCAGGGGAAGAAGAGGACACGAAUGUGA